Messenger RNA from Solanum stenotomum, 1101 nucleotides. RefSeq lists its product as uncharacterized. The transcript has a single exon. Lineage: Eukaryota; Viridiplantae; Streptophyta; Magnoliopsida; Solanales; Solanaceae. The coding region runs from base 1 to 1101 and encodes 366 amino acids. The record is from RefSeq and is a predicted model, not a curated record. Gene Ontology annotation, molecular function: protein binding.
AUGUUUCAGUUUCCACACUAUGGUGAUGAUGAACUCUUCCUCAUUUCUCAAACAGUUGAAGAUAUUCCAGAAAAUUCAGUAGAUCUAACGUUGCAAUUGCCCGAUCAUCUUCUUCAUUCGAUAUUUUCCUACCUUAGUUUUCAUGACCUACUUAAUAUCCGCCUUGUUUCGAAAAAUUGGCAUCGUAAUAUUCCAUCAUACUUGGCUUUCCACUUUAAUCAAUCCCUUUUUCAUGAACAAAAUCCUAUAUAUUAUACCAGCGAUUUCCGAAAAUCAGUACUUUCUUUUCUCUGUGAUUUUAAAAAUAAGUUGUUCAAUGCUGAACAAAGAGUAUUGUGCAUUCUAUUUUUCAAUGACAUGAAUAUCCGCGAUACAAUGAAAUUGCUGGACGGAAACGAUUUCCAUGAAGUAUAUUUGAGAAUUGAGAUGAGAUAUGUUCAACAUUGUUAUUACUGUUUGCCUUAUAUUUUUCAGUCGAAAUGUCUUACUAUUCUUCAUUUAACUGAUUGUGAAUUUGAUAAGUAUGUAUUAUGUGGUGAAGGAAUAAUUUCAUCUUUGCAAGAGUUGAAAUUGGAACGCAUCAUAUUAUGUGAAGAAAUACUAUCCAAGUUUAUUAGUAAGUGCCCUAAUAUUAGAGAAUUGAGUUUGGUGAAUUGUUGGGGGAUAAGCUUUAUCGUAUUAACUAAGUUGGAUCGUUUGAAGAAGUUGUAUGUGAACGUAGGUGAUUUUAAUUCUUUUACCAACAUACAAGUUAUUGUCCCGAGUUUACAAGUUUUCCAUUUCGUUUCACGGAAUUGUGAAAGUAAAAAUGUUGCUUUUAACAUGGAUAUUCAUGCUUGUAAAAUGUUACGGGAAUUUCACUUGGAUUGUUGGAAAUUUCCCCAUGGUCUUGAUCCUGAAAACUUUUGUUCAGAUUUUCCUCAUCUUGAAACUUUGUUACUUGGGCCUUGUCAGACAGAGAAGCCUGUCAGAAUUUUGAGUUCAUCGCUCAGAAAAUGGACCUUAUCCUUCCCACAGGUAUAUGAAUGUGAAAUAGUUUCGUCUCCUAAUUUAUCUUCUUUCCAAAUCCAAUAUAAGGGUACAACAUUUGAAAUAAUUUAA